GUAGCACUGGCUACUUUAUUGGGGGCAAUUAUCCUGCAGGGAGGUUUAAAACGUAGCAAGGGGCUGCAGAUCACACCACUGGAGGAGGAACCUGUCAAGAUGAGGCUGACUUUCCUGGUCAUCCUGGCAGUGCUGCAGCUCUGCAGCCCAGUCUUCCUCUCUGACCCCCUGCUCUACACCUCUCAGCUGGAGGAGGGGCAGGAUGCACCAAGCAAGCCCUGGCUCAACCCUCUGCUGGAAGAUGUGGUCCCUGAUCUGGACAUCCACAGUCCAUCCACACUGACAGAGACCUCAGAUCUAGAGCCCCAGUUCCCCGAUUCCCUGUUUAUGUAUGGGGAGAACACCAACCUUAAAUGGGUUAAAUGGGAAGGGUCCCUCCCUAAUGGUGCUGUGGGCAUCUACAACGGUUACACCGAACGACAUGAUUACAUCUGCAAAGUCAACUGCGAAGCUGGCUUCUAUACCACAAGCAAAGGCAGUUUCUGCCAGUACCCCUACGCUGACAAGGAGCAUUCAUCCUCCAAGUUCGAAGUCCUGGUCAAUGUGGACAACUUUGAGUUUGUGGAGUGGAUCGAAGAGGAAUACGGUGCUGUCCCCCAACAUGCUGUCAAGACCUGCCAUGGUGUUGAGAUAUACGUCGGCAAGAACAAAUACGGUCUGGGAAAGGUUGUGACCCAACAUAAAGCCUUCUUCCUGCCUUGGGAGGGCGAUGAGUACUGGUACAAGAGAUACCAGGUUCUGGCCAUCAACAGGGACACCUACAGCCAGCACAUCUCUCACGUGGAGUACGCCAUCGACCAGAUCGAGUUGUUCAACCACCCUCCUGAGGCCAUGCAGUUUGUCAGGGUCACCAACCUGGAGUGCAGCACUGUGGAGAAGAAGGUCUUGCUGGAGAAGACCAGCAGAGUGGAGAAGACCUGGGACAUCGGCAGGGAGAGCCGCAACAGCUCCACCACCAUGACGGCCAAGGUGCCCAUUAUCAGCCCAGGCACCGUGGACUUCACCAAGGAGCAGACGGUGAGCUUCUCAGAGGGAACCACCAUGGUGGAGUCUAUCAGCCACUCCAUCUCUGUGGUGCUGCUGGUCCCUCCCAACCACUCCUGUGCCGUGCAGAUGGAGGGCAGGAAGAUGACCGCCGACAUCCCCUUCACGGGUAGGCUGAGCCGCACCUACCAUAACGGAGACACCCACUGGACCACCAUCACAGGGACUUAUGAUGGUGUGAAGGUGGGGGAGAUCAAUGCUGUGGUGGAGAGAUGCCAGCCUGUCCCUGAUGCCAUACCCUGCUACCCCGUUGAGACAGACCCCUGAGACAGAAGAACUCUAGAUGUGAGAAUUCCAAUGUGCACGUGAUCUAUCCCUCCAGACACAACCUGAACAAAUUAUAACCCUUGUGUCACAAUACAUUGUCAUCAAUAAACUGAUGCAACUUCAUAUUCAGAUAAAAGAGCCAGUCAAUUUAGUUUUGUGAUCAAGAAAAUCAUUUUCCAGACAAAAAAAAUGAUUUUGGUGCAACAUUUUGUUUAACUUUUUUUGAUUUACUUCAUGUAGGCAUCAUCAUCAUCAUCAUCAUCAUUUGUUUCAAUGGCCUAGAAGUGAAAUAUAAUUCCAGUACAUAAAAUUACACAAGGCUGAAAUGUAAAAAAAAAAAUCACUAUUACACUGUGCAUUUUCUAUGAGCGUGUAGGCGUGUAUACGUGCAUGUAUAAACCUCCUAGCUAGGUGGCGGUACGCUUAAAAAGACCAGGCGUUGGUCACAAUGAACCCUCUCACUUUUCUGGCCACCAGUCUCUUUGACUAAUGUCGAAGUUGCAUGGCAGGUCUAGUUCAGUAAAAGAUGUACUCUUUUCCAACGUUUCUUAUUUUGUUUUCACAAUUGUAUUGAUAAAUCCAAAGCUAUACACAUUUCAAAUAGGUUUGUUUAUAACUGAAGUGAAAUGUCAGGAGUACAUUAUUUAAUUUGAGAUGUUGAUGGUCACAGACAGUAGGCUAUUAACACAACAAUGAAGUUAUGAAGAUUCAAGUGUUUAUGACGUUCCCUUUUUUGCACUCAUGAGACACGUCACUGUUGCUGGUAAACUUUGGUAUUGUGUGUCACAGUUUUUCAAGACGCUGUUGAACUUUGUUACAAUGAGACGACUUUUAUCGAAACUGAUAAACCGAGCGUUGCUGACUGAACCCUUUGCACCAAUAAUGGACAUUGGAGCAGGAGUCCACACAAAUGCUCGUCGGAGGCUGAUUGUGGGACUGGGCAACCCUGGAAUGAAUGGUUCGCGCCACAGUGUGGGCAUGGCUGUGCUGGAAGCACUUGCUGCCCGGCUGAGGUUAGCUGAAAGCUGGCAUGGCGAUAGGCACGUUUCCGGUGAGGUCAUCGUAUCUGACAUCGAGGACACCCAAAUUGUGCUUCUCCGACCACGACUACCGAUGAACAUAAACGGUGUAUCCGUGGCCAAAGCAGCGGUCAAAUACAGCAUCAAGCCUGAGCACAUCCUCCUGGUUCAUGAUGACUUGGACAAGCCCCUUGGGAAGCUUGCUAUGAAACAAGGAGGGAGCGCCAGGUGAGUUGAUUCCCUGCCAGUUAUCGGCAUUACUAAUGAUGCUAUCUGACAACGUGAUCCUCCCAACUUUGUCAUCCUUCUAUAUGUUGUUGAUUGACAGGGGUCACAAUGGUGUGUGGUCCUGUGUUGAGUGUCUGCAGACAGAUGUGAUGCCCAGACUCCGUGUUGGGAUUGGCAGACCAUCGGGUGAAACAUUAGUGAACCGGCAUGUUCUGGGGCGCUUCUCUCAGGAGGAGCAGAAGAUUCUCAGCGGGGUUCUAGAGCAGAGUGUGGACAUUCUCCUCUCCCAGCUCACUGACGAGGAUGUGCAGUCCCCACUGUUGCCACCAGGAGGCAGACCGGCAUUACAGACUGGGAAACGGAGGGUUUGCUCAAUUUCUCCAGCAAAGGACACAACCUGCCAGACAUGAGACUGACCAGAGACUUUGACAGAGCCAGUGAAGCUAUGACGGCACUCUGGGAUAGUAGCUUUGCUGCUGCUGCUAAAACAAAGCUGCCUCUUACAGAAACAUGAAAGUGUGAACAUGUUUUUAUUUAUUGGGACUUUAGGGUUAGGAUGUAUGUGAAAUGAAUACAAAGUAAGCACACUGCAUUUCAAAGACCAAAAGUGUAGAUAUGCAUAAGAUAAUCAUUGCAUAUCUCCUAGAAUAGUAUGCAUUCUUUGUUUUUUUUGGCCUAAUCUACAAUUAUGUAAAAGGUCCAAGGAGUGACCAAGACAUGAUAUUAGAAUGAUUAAACAAUAAAACCAUCAUACCAAUA
Molecule: messenger RNA, 3317 nt
Organism: Oncorhynchus kisutch (coho salmon)
Lineage: Eukaryota; Metazoa; Chordata; Actinopteri; Salmoniformes; Salmonidae
Product: natterin-3
Exons: 6
Coding region: 100-1311 (403 amino acids)
Source: RefSeq, a predicted model, not a curated record